Messenger RNA from Tripterygium wilfordii, 789 nucleotides. RefSeq lists its product as uncharacterized. The record is from RefSeq and is a predicted model, not a curated record. The coding region runs from base 16 to 651 and encodes 211 amino acids. Gene Ontology annotation, biological process: thylakoid membrane organization. Gene Ontology annotation, cellular component: chloroplast thylakoid membrane. Lineage: Eukaryota; Viridiplantae; Streptophyta; Magnoliopsida; Celastrales; Celastraceae. The transcript is spliced from 3 exons.
UUUUUACAAGAUUUGAUGACGAGAACACAGAAAAGGCCAGAAAGACUGAAAGGGAAGAUGAGUGGGGUGUCAGCUUCUCCACAUUCUUCUUUCUGUCGUCUUCAAUCUAAAACUCAAAUCGGAAGCUGUAGCCAUCGAUUGAACUCCGUUUCUUUUGGUUACGAAGGAAGAGGAAGGUUGAUAGUAUCGUGCAACGGCAGCACCAGGCCUGGUGGUGGUCCUGGUUCCGGUGAUAGUGACAGUAGGGGUGUUCUGGAUGCAUUUUUCUUGGGAAAGGCUCUCGCUGAAGCAGUAACUGAGCGCGUUGAGUCCACUGUUGGGGAGUUCUUGAGUACUGUUGGCAGGUUGCAAGCUGAGCAGCAAAAGCAAGUACAGGAGUUCCAGGAAGAUGUGUUGGAAAGGGCUAAGAAAGCCAAGGAGAGAGCAGCACGUGAGGCGAUGGAGGCACAGGGGCUUGUCUAUAAAUCAACUGGCAAUACAACUGAUGGUGUAGUUCCAGCUUCCAGUGCAGAUUCACCCCCAAGGACAAAUCACUCCCCAUCCUUUGCUGCUGCUGGGACAGGACUUGAUUCUCCUACCAACACAGGUUACCAAGCCAAGGGCCCUGUUUCAGGAGCAUCAAAUGAUGAUCAAAAAAUUAACAAUGACUGAAUAAUUUCUUUAGUUUUGAUCGGUUAUGUGUUGAGUUUGUAUCACUGCAAAGCUCCUCAGUUAUGAUAUCAUAUUUAGCAACAAUAAUCUUUAUCCACAAGGGUGAUGGCUCCCUAGUGAAUUUUCCAAAGCCAUUUA